Messenger RNA from Chaetomium strumarium, 1026 nucleotides. RefSeq lists its product as uncharacterized. The transcript is spliced from 2 exons. Gene Ontology annotation, biological process: carbohydrate metabolic process. Gene Ontology annotation, molecular function: cellulose binding. Gene Ontology annotation, cellular component: extracellular region. Lineage: Eukaryota; Fungi; Ascomycota; Sordariomycetes; Sordariales; Chaetomiaceae. The record is from RefSeq and is a predicted model, not a curated record. The coding region runs from base 1 to 1026 and encodes 341 amino acids.
AUGAAGGCUCUGCUCCCUGCUUUGAUCCUCGUGGGUCUGUCAUCUGCCAGCCCUGUCUUGGACAACGAGGCGCGGCAGAACGGAGGCGUCGGCAAUGGCCCUUUUGCACCAGCCGGCUACUACACGACCAACGCGCUCGGUGGCCACACCUUCUUCGCGCCUACGUCCGCCCCUCCAAACGUCAAGCUCCCCGUCCUCGUCUGGGGCAACGGCGCGUGCUCGGCCGACUCCCUAGGCCAGGCGCCCUUCCUGACCCAGCUGGCGUCGUACGGCGUGCUGGUCAUCGCGAGCGGCACGCCCCGCGGCGGCGGCAGCACCACAGCCGACACGAUGAAGCAGUCGAUCGACUUCAUCACGCGCAACGCCGGGCAGGGCCAGUUCGCCAACGUCGACGCGUCGCGCAUCACGGCCGCCGGGUUCAGCUGCGGCGGCGUUGAGGCCUAUGCCCAGAUCAACGAUGCACGCGUCCAGCACGUCGGCAUCUGGAGCUCGGGCCUGCUGAGCGACUACGACGCGGCCCGGAGCUUCCGCAAGCCGGUGUUCUUCUUUCUCGGAGGGCUCAGCGACAUUGCCUACCAGAACGGCGAGCGCGACUACAGCUACAUGCCCUCGGGUGUGCCCAAGUGGAAGGGCAAUCUUGAUGUGGGCCACGGCGGGACUUAUGGCGACUACAACGGCGGCAAGUUUGGCGUUAUUGGGGGUUAUUGGGUGCAGUGGAUGAUGCGCGGGAACUCGUCUGCCGCGGCGUAUCUAACUGGCAGCGGAGCGAGGAAUGACGGCUGGUCGGUGGUGCAUGCGGAUCUGGAUAGGCUCAGUGUCACGCCCAUUGGGGACGGCUCCGGUGGCGGCGGCGGCUCUAGUACCACGACUUCGGCCGGCGCAGAGCCAACUGGUGGCGGCAACGGCGGCGGUAGCUGCUCAGUGCUUUACGGGCAGUGCGGAGGCCAGGGCUGGAAUGGGCCGACGUGCUGCUCGCAGGGGACCUGCAAGUCCUCGAACCCGUGGUAUUCGCAGUGCUUAAACUGA